CGGCCUUCGAUUCCGAAAGCUAGAAGCUGCUACAAACAUGUAGAGCGACCGCUGCCUGACCGGAGACUUGAAUUAUGUAAGUCUCUUCCCCGUCAUAGGACCUCCAUACCAUCCCACCGUCCCCGUGCUCUUUUGCUGUCGUCACUCUCCGAUUUGCUCUGUCCGUCCACCAGAUGCGCCAAAGCUCGGAUAGUCCGGCGCCAGCCCCCGCAGUGUUGGGGGCGUCGGUGUCGUCCUCCAGUCUAUCGGCGGCACAGCGCAAGGUGCGGCUCACCGACCGCGAGCUAUUUGCGCGCGUGCAGCGCGUUGUUGUACCCGAUGGAUCAGUGGAUUUACACCGCCUGUCAUCCAGGCGAGGGUGGAAGCGUGUUCGGACCGGUGUGACAGGCGGCAUGAGUGUCCAAUACCGAGUGCUGCGUUGCAUCGCUCCGUCCCAGACGCGGCAGUGCCAGGUCGUUGUUGGUGGCGAGAUCAAAGCACGAACGUCCGAGCUGCUGUCGCUGCUACGAGCUCCGACCGAGAGCGAGAGCAACGCGCUCCUGCGUGCUCUGUACGGAUCGCAGUUCAUCUACAGCUCUCUAUUGCAUGCUAUCCCCAAUACAGAGCGAGGAUCGCUACCGUCACCUCCACAAAGAGAGAGUACGCAUUGUAACACCGGCCAGCAACUCAUGGUUCGUACUGUGAGCUUCGCACACAAAGGACUGUUCAAUCCUUUCAAACAGCGCGCAUCAACUGCAACUGCGUCUGACUCGAUCACGUCGGAUUCGCAGAGUUCGAGUCAUCACCAGCAACAUUAUGGACGCAAAAACGAGCAGUGCUGCUUGAUUGAACUCUUGACGCCUACGCAGGAGGGAUUCAAACUCGCCUUUUGCACGCUGGAUGCAUCUGAAGUUACGGCAGGCAAGGCGCCACCCGAGCGUGUCAUCGCGCUACACCCGAUCUCAGGCUGGUUGACAGCCGAGCCAAAGCCUGGCAAUCCAGGAACGCUUCAAAUCACCUUCCAGGCUGCGUUCCCAGGCAGCUUGCCUGAUAGUUGCGACUGGCGUGUUGCUCAAGACCGAUUGCUAUUUAUCGGCAGGGGCAUUUGCCGACUGGAGAAAGUUCUCCGUCGACGACGACGCCAUCAUCGUCAUCAACACACUGCACCGGGACGACUGUGGCAAGCAAUGUUGAACCCGUUUCGAGCUAUUGGGGUUGUCGGCUUGGACGAAGAAGGAUCUGGAGGUACUCAUCACAACUGGCAUUGUAUUGCCUGUACCCGAUCGUUCUUCCCUACUCUGCGUAAGAAGUGGAGUCGCUGUGACUUGUGUGCUUAUCGAAUCUGUGCAGAGCCACCAUGUUGUUCUCAAGAGCGAGUCGCUAUCUACAACCGCUAUGUUGCACCAUUACUUGUCUGCGCUCGAUGCCGGGAGUGCAUUGACGAGCGCGAGAAUCCUGAUAGAGGGAGUGGGAAUCCGUUAGGGAAUUCAACUGGGGAUGCCCGCUAUACGGGGAUCAGUCUGCGAUUUACAGGUCGAGAGAGCGAGCUCGAACCGGAGCUUGAGUUGGAUCCCAUGGGCCAAAGUUACGAUCGAUGGGGAACGACUACUACAACCGCCAGAAGAUCAAGCGGUGGAGUACGAAGGAAACGUAGAACCCAAUCGGACCCGCCACCUCUGCUGGGGUUAGCGUUCUCAAGUUCCGGAGACGAUAGCAGCUCUUCAGGAGCGGAUAUCGCACCCGAUGCUCGUUCGAAGCACUAAGGGAUCUCAUUGUGUAAUUCUCGCGCGAUUCAACGACCGCGCAUGUGAAGAUACUGUUAAAACUAUCACUCGAUCGCAAUUGAGGAAACCUCGACGAACGGAGUAAGUUCAGGUUUCGGCUAGGCAACAGUGUCGUGCCACGAACGUGUAGUCAUCAUAAUGUGUGUUCGCAAUUAUUGUUGGUUUUUGGUGGGAUUGACCAACAUGUUCAACAUCAUAAUCCUCAUAAUGAUUGGCCGUCAACUUCAAC
Molecule: messenger RNA, 1992 nt
Organism: Phytophthora nicotianae INRA-310
Lineage: Eukaryota; Oomycota; Peronosporomycetes; Peronosporales; Peronosporaceae
Exons: 2
Coding region: 174-1742 (522 amino acids)
Source: RefSeq, a predicted model, not a curated record